UGAACCGCCGAGCGGGUCACACAGAAAGGGGCCGCAGCGGGCCGCUGGCUCCGGCGGGGCCGUCCCAGAGCACAGGGCACAGGAUUGCGCCCAGAAAUGCUCUGGGAUGUCUCCAGUGAGGGAGACUCCACAGCCGCUCCGUGGAAACCUGUUCCAGUGCUCACAGUAAAGGAUUUCUUCCUCCUGUUCAGAUGGAACUGCCCGUGCGUGCCUGCCCGUUACACCGAGCAGGGCCUGGUUCCAUCGUCUCGGCACCCUGUCUUUAGAUAUUUAUACACAUUGACGAGGUUCCCUCUCAGUCGUUUCUUGUGGAGGCUGAACAGGCCCAGCUCCCUCUGCCUUUUCUCCUGAGAGCAGUGCUCCAGUCCCUUAAUUCCCCUCCGCUGGAUGUGCUCCAGGAGCUCCGUGUCUCUCCUGUACUGAGAAGCCCAGAACUGGACACAGAACUCGGGAGACUUUCCUCCGGUUGUUUCUCACACAGCCCCUCUAAAAGCUCUGGCUAUAUGUCAGUGUUACCCACUGGAGCACCCUCAGCCCACUCUGGAAUAGCACCUGCAGUGCAGGGUGAAGGAUCAGCCUGCCCAGAUGCCGCCUGUCUCUCCUGUGUGAAUCGCCAUUUCCACAUGAUUUGCAUCCGGGAUAAAUUCAGCCAGAAUAUCGGACGGCAGAUUUCAUCCAAGGUGAUUUGGGACCAUCUGAGCACCAUGUAUGAUAUGCAAGCUCUUCAUGAAUCAGAGAUUCUUCCAUUCCCUAAUAUAGAGAAGAAUUUUGCUCUUCCUGAUGAAAUGAUUCAAGAAGUGAGAGAAGGAAAAGUAAUGAUGGAAGAAGAAGUGAAAGAGGAAAUUUUAAAAGAAGAGCUGGAAACACAUGCAGGUCCAGAAGAAGUUUUUGCACCCUCUGGAACUUUAGGAAAAGCAACUGAAAAGCCAAGCAGCAAAGAGAAAGAGAAAACUUCAUCAGAUUCUGGAUCCAAAGAAGGAUCUGAUAAGAGGAAGCGCAACAGAGUCACUGAGAAGGUGUUAAAUGCAAACAGUAACCCUUCCAGUCCCAGCGCCGCCAAACGCCGCAGGACGUAGAGCUGUGAGAGAGGAGUGACAGACUCUGGGAUGGGAGGGGGGAACAGCAAAAACAAGUCACAGGAUAGUUGCUACAGAAACUCUUUGAGGAAGGAAAAGAUACCUGAGCCAGGUGUUUGAAGAAUCCGCACAUCGGCUUUAUACGCGCAAGACUCUUGGGCUGGUGCGUUCCCUGGCUGCCUUCUGGGGGCCUGGGGAGCAGGCUGGGAAUGUGGAGAGUGGGUGUAACAGUGCCAGUGGCUGCAUUCCCAACCAGCAACACGCUCUGUGGCAGCACAGCUCAUGAAACCCGUGCCCAGUGCAACACGGGGCCUCGGAUCAGCAAAAGCAAAGGCGAUUCCUGUAAACCUGGGAUUGUGUUUUCUGCCUUUGUUGCCGUCUGUGAGUAUCACAGACCAUCUGUGGGUAAUGUUUUGGCCAUUUCACUUGCUGCAAACAUAGCACUUGUAUCAAAUGUCUCAAUUUGUUGGUUCAGUACAACUAAAAUUCUUUUAAAUGCAGGUAACUACUGAGUUGAAGUGUUCUGUCGCUCUGUUGGCUGGAGGAACCUCAUUUGACCCUUAGAGAUGUAACAUUUUUCAAUCUUUCUAAGUUUAUAUGCCAUAAGUGAAGUGAAAAUUGUAAUGCCCCUAGCCAGAAUAAUUAAUAAGUGUCCUAAAUAAAAUAUCUGGAGAUGUCACAUUGUUUUGUAAGGGAUCAGUUGAGCUGUGCAUGAACCUGGAGGUGUUGCUUCAUCCGUUUGUAAUACAGUAGUGUAAAACAGUGGGGUUUGUACUUAAUUAUUUAUUUUUUUAAAGCGGUUUUAGUAGAUGUAAAUGGAAUUGGUUUUCCAAAAUGUUCAUUUUGUUCUACAGCUGAAGAACCUUACUGACACUGUAAUGCUUAUCUUUUAUAUGCUAAGAUAUUGAGAUUUGAUAAAAUUACUAUUUUUGUGCUGUGAGAAGAUGGACCACAGUCAACAAACACCUGUUACAUGGUGAAUGAAGCAGGUUGAAAUGGUACUGAAUUUGUUUCAUUAUAUUAACUACCAGUUAAUAAAAGGAAGAAUUACUUCUUAAUCUGUCAGUAUUGCCUUCAAGGUGAGGCACUAGGAGUCUACUACUUUUUGCUUUUAUUCUAGGUACGUAGCCAAGUUCUUGUCUGCCUUAUUUUCUUCUCUUGUUUUAUACCAAGAAUAAAUUUGACUUGUUUUUAUUUUACUAAA
Molecule: messenger RNA, 2280 nt
Organism: Lepidothrix coronata (blue-crowned manakin)
Lineage: Eukaryota; Metazoa; Chordata; Aves; Passeriformes; Pipridae
Gene: MRGBP
Product: MRG/MORF4L binding protein
Exons: 5
Coding region: 504-1076 (190 amino acids)
Biological process (GO): regulation of transcription by RNA polymerase II
Cellular component (GO): nucleus; NuA4 histone acetyltransferase complex
Source: RefSeq, a predicted model, not a curated record